Messenger RNA from Cyphomyrmex costatus, 1128 nucleotides. RefSeq names its product putative nuclease HARBI1. Lineage: Eukaryota; Metazoa; Arthropoda; Insecta; Hymenoptera; Formicidae. The transcript has 4 exons. The record is from RefSeq and is a predicted model, not a curated record.
AUGGCUGAUGCCUAUCUUGCUGAAAACAUAUUGUUUUUGGAAAAUCAUAUCCAACGUCUCAACCGAAGAACAGAUCGACAGAUAUUGCGAGAAAUAGAAGAACCAUUUGAUUUGACUGAUAUUGAAUUCAAGGAAUUAUAUCGUUUAACUCCUGAAUUAGUAAAUAAUCUUAUAGAUUUACUUGCACCUUAUUUGACACACACAAGGAUUACUGAACUAUCUUUCGAAAGUCAGGUAGUUACAAAUGUAUAUGUCACAUAGGUACUGUCUACAAUAAGAUUAUACGCAACUGGAUGUUAUCAACGCCCAGUAGGUGAACAAUGGGAUAUUUCGAUGAGUCAGUCAUCAAUCAGCAGAUGUGUUCAUCGAGUUACAGACGCAAUAAAUGAACAUAUUUUUCGCCAAUGGGUGCAGUUUCCUAUGACUCCGGAAGCCAGACAGUUAGCAAGAGAACUGUUUCAGAAUGCUCAUCAACCAUUUGAAGGAGCUAUCGGAGCAAUAGAUUGUACCCAUGUGGCGAUCCUUGCUCCUAGAGAACAUGAAGAAGCUUAUAUAAAUCACCAUGGCUAUCAUUCAAUAAACGUGCAAAUGGUAUGCGACCCGAAUCUCAAGAUCUUGAAUGUAAAUGCUAGAUUUCCUGAAGCCAUACAUGAUACUUAUAUUUGGAGUGCUUCUGCUGCUCGUACUGUGAUGGAACGCGCAUAUCAUCGCGGCAAAAGAAGAACAUAUCUCAUUGGUGACUCGGGAUAUCCAUUAGAGCCCUGGCUAUUAACUCCUUUGCCUCAUGAGCCUGAAGGAACUCCACGAUUCUUCUACAAUGAAGCAUUGUGUAGUGCAAGAAAUUGCGUGGAACGAUUGUUUGGAGUACUUAAAAGCACGUGGAGAUGCCUUUCCAAACAUAGAGUUUUACAAUAUGAGCCUGGUUUUGCAAGAAGAAUCGAUAAUGCAUGUGCAGUUUUACAUAAUAUGCGCAUUGCUAACGGUAUACUUGAUGAUCCAUUUGAAGAUUACGUGAAUAGAGAAGAUAUAUUCGAUAUUCAUAUCGGCGAUGAUAAUGAUAAUCUGCAACCACUUGCACUCGCUCGUCGAAUUCAAGAUCGCCUUAUUGCGGAAAGGUUUGGAAGAUAA